Molecule: messenger RNA, 252 nt
Organism: Racocetra persica
Lineage: Eukaryota; Fungi; Glomeromycota; Glomeromycetes; Diversisporales; Gigasporaceae
Source: the annotation of a GenBank genome assembly
AUGGAAUAUGAAAAAAUAAGAAUGGAAUUUAAUGCUGAAAAUAAAAAGAAACAAAUGGAAUUUGAUGCUGAAAAUAAAAAAAAGCAAAUGAAAUUUAACGCAGAAAAUAAAAAACAAAUGGAACUCGAUACUGAAAAUACAAGAAAGAAAAUGGGACUUGAAUAUGAAGCUCGUAAGCGGGAAACUGCAAAUGAAGGGAGAAAAAUGGAGCUUAAAUUUGAAGCUCACAAACGAAAUAUUGAACUUAAGGCC